Phymastichus coffea is the source of this 850-nucleotide messenger RNA. RefSeq names its product small ribosomal subunit protein mS23 (gene mRpS23). Bases 72 to 698 code for a protein of 208 amino acids. Gene Ontology annotation, molecular function: structural constituent of ribosome. Gene Ontology annotation, biological process: translation. The transcript is spliced from 5 exons. Gene Ontology annotation, cellular component: ribosome; mitochondrion. Lineage: Eukaryota; Metazoa; Arthropoda; Insecta; Hymenoptera; Eulophidae. The record is from RefSeq and is a predicted model, not a curated record.
GUUCACACACACGUUAUUUAUAACAUAACCUCAGACUUGUAACACAGACGAUUAGCAGUACAUCUAUCAAAAUGGCACAGAGUAGAUUGGAGAAAAUUGGAACAAUCUAUGAGAGGGUGACUUCACUUAUUAAAGCUGGUGCAAUGAAAGAGGAGACAAAACCCUUAUGGGUAGAUAUAUACAAAGCCUUCCCACCAAAGUAUGAACCACGAUAUGAUAGACCUUUUUCCAAAAUCCCAAUUAGAGAAAUAUUUUAUCCAGAAGAUAAUUUAAGAGCGAGGUUCCAUAAGGAAUACAAACACUUUUCUUUUGUGAAUUUGGCAGAUAACAAUGCAGUUUCAAAAACUGAACAAUUUCUCAUAAUUUGCAAAAAUCUACAAAAGAGUGGUAUUGAAACUGAAUUGUACGAGAGAGCAAUAGAAGAAUUUUUGUCCAAAUUCAAUGCAGAACAUUCUCAAAGAGAAACUAGAGCUGAUGAAGAUCGGUCUACUAAAAAACCAAGAAGUAAUAUAGAUACUGAUCGAUUGCUUCAACAGGUGAUGGAUCAGGGUGGUGAAAGUGGAGAAAAGAAAGCAAAGGAUAAUAUGCGCAACGAAAAUGAAUUGACUCCAAAAGAGAAGGAAAAAUAUAGACCAAUUAGAUUGAGUAUGGAAAAAAUCGUGGAAGUUAUGAAAACAGAAGAAAAAAAGUCUGAAUGAAUAUGUUCACAAAGUCACUUAUAAGUUAAAUUACGUUUCUAUAUAAUAAAUAGUUAUGAUUGUUGUUAUAAUUUCGAAUUUCUGCUUAUUUAUUUCAAAACUACGAGUUUUUGAAUAUCUAGACUACUAGUUUUUUAUUUUAUAAAUUUGAU